Gadus macrocephalus (Pacific cod) is the source of this 5728-nucleotide messenger RNA. RefSeq names its product ATP-binding cassette, sub-family C (CFTR/MRP), member 3 (gene abcc3). The transcript has 31 exons. Gene Ontology annotation, molecular function: ATP binding; ATP hydrolysis activity; ABC-type transporter activity. The record is from RefSeq and is a predicted model, not a curated record. Gene Ontology annotation, biological process: transmembrane transport. Lineage: Eukaryota; Metazoa; Chordata; Actinopteri; Gadiformes; Gadidae. Gene Ontology annotation, cellular component: membrane. The coding region runs from base 253 to 4911 and encodes 1552 amino acids.
CCGGGUGGCGGUUACGCUCACACAACAACGGAAGAGCGCAGCGGGAGUGAAGUAAAAGCUCCGCGGCCUCUCCCUCCUCACACACCCGGGCAGCGACGGCGUCCCAUGUGCCUCGGCAGUACCGGAGCACCGCCCCAUGUACACGUUGUUCUCACUGUGAAGGAACACGGUCCGCUGCGAGAAACCAGGAGCCCCGGGCUGUAAGGAGGAGGAGAAGGUCUCUCACCGGGCUUAUAGAUCGUUUAUAACGACAUGGAGGACCUGUGUGGACCGGAGCUCCCGUUCUGGGUGGCCAACCAGACGAUCCACACAGACAGACCGGACCUUCCGGCCUGCUUUCAGCUCACCGUGCUGUCAUGGCUGCCCUGCAUCUACCUGUGGGCCGUCACCCCCCUCUACAUCUUCUACCUCAAGCGCAACAACAAAGGCUACAUCAUGAUGUCCGUCCUCAACCGCUUCAAGACGGCCUUCGGUUUCGUCCUGUGGCUGGUCUGCUGGUCGGACCUCUUCUACUCAUUUCACGAGCUGCGGAACGGCCUGACCCGGCCCCCCAUCUACUUUGUCACCCCGCUGGUGGUCGGCAUGACGAUGCUCCUGGUGACGUUCCUGAUCCAGUUUGAGCGGCUGCGGGGCAUGCAGUCGUCGGGGGUGCUCUUCAUCUUCUGGUUUCUGUCCCUGCUGUGCGCCAUCGUGCCUUUCCGCUCCAAGAUCCUCCAGGCUUCCAGCACGGAGCCUGGGAGUGAGCCCCCUGACAAGCUGCGCUUCACGACCUUCUACCUGUACUUCAGCCUGGUGCUGCUAGAACUCAUCCUCAGCUGCUUCAACGAGAAGCCCCCCCUUUUCUCCACCGUGGUCACAGACCCUAAUCCCUGCCCUGAAUCCACUGCAGGUUUCCUCUCCACAAUAACCUUUUGGUGGUUCACAGGAUGGCCGUUGAAGGGCUACAAGACGCCCCUGGAGGCCAAGGACCUGUGGUCGCUGAACCUGCAGGACAGCUCCCAGACCGUGGUGCCCCGCUUCCUGGAGGAGUGGGAAAAGGAGCAGGCAAAGGCCCAGAUUGAGCAGCAGACCCUGUCCGCCCACGCAGUGUUCUCCAAGGCGCCUCCGGGUGGCGCCACCAACCACGUGGCGGCGGGCGCGGCGGGCGCGGUGGAGAACGGGCCGGAGGAGACGGAGGUGCUGCUGUCGGAGGGCCGCGCCGCCCCCCGCCAGCCCUCCUUCCUCUGGGCCCUGAUUCGCGCCUUCGGACCCUUCUUCCUCAUCGGCUCCGCCUACAAGCUGCUGCAGGACCUCAUCAGCUUCGUCAGCCCCCAGCUGCUCAGACUACUGAUCUCCUUCACCAAGCAGAAGGGGGCUCCGGACUGGUGGGGCUACGCUCUGGCCUUCCUCAUGUUCUUCACAGCCCUGCUGCAGACCCUCAUCCUGCACCAGCACUUCCAGUACUGCUUCGUCACGGGCAUGAGGCUGCGCACCGCCAUCAUCGGAGCCAUCUACCGGAAGUCCCUGGUGAUCACCAACGCCGCCAAGCGUAAGUCGACCGUGGGGGAGAUCGUCAACCUGAUGUCGGUGGACGCCCAGCGCUUCAUGGACCUCACCACCUUCCUCAACAUGCUGUGGUCGGCGCCCCUGCAGAUCAUCCUGGCGCUGUACUUCCUGUGGCAGAACCUGGGUCCGUCUGUGCUGGCGGGGCUGGCCGUCAUGGUGCUGCUGAUUCCCCUAAACGCUGCCAUCGCUGUGAAGACCCGCGCCUAUCAGGUGCAACAGAUGCAGCACAAGGACGCCCGCAUCAAGCUGAUGAGCGAGAUCCUGAACGGCAUCAAGGUGCUGAAGCUGUACGCGUGGGAGGGCUCCUUCCAGGAGAAGGUCCUCGCCAUCCGGCAGAAGGAGCUGGACGUCCUACGUCGUACCGCCUACCUUGGGGCCCUGUCCACCAUGGCCUGGACCAGCGCCCCCUUCCUGGUGGCGCUCACGACGUUCGCCGUGUACGUGAAGGUGGACGAGAAUAACGUUCUGGACGCGGAGAAGGCCUUCGUGUCGCUGUCGCUCUUCAACAUCCUCCGCUUCCCCCUCAACAUGCUGCCCCAGGUCAUCAGCAGCAUCAUACAGGCCAGUGUGUCCCUCAAACGCAUCCAGGACUUCCUGAGCCACAGCGAGUUGGACCCAGAGGCAGUGCAGAAGAACAGCGCCGCCAGCGAACAUUCUGUGACUGUCAUCAACGGCAAAUUCACCUGGACCAAGCAGGACCCCCCCGCCCUCCACAACAUCAACAUGCUGGUGCCCCAGGGCUCCCUGGUGGCUGUGGUCGGCCACGUGGGCUGCGGCAAGUCCUCCCUGAUCUCCGCCCUGCUGGGGGAGAUGGAGAAGAUCGAGGGCGACGUGGCCGUGCGGGGCUCGGUGGCGUACGUACCCCAGCAGGCCUGGAUCCAGAACGCCACCCUCAGGGACAACAUCCUGUUCGGGAAGCCCUUCGCUGAGCAGAAGUACCACAGCGUGCUGGAGGCCUGCGCCCUGACCCCCGACCUGGAAGUGCUCCCCGGCGGCGACAUGACGGAGAUCGGGGAGAAGGGCAUCAACCUGUCGGGGGGCCAGAGGCAGAGGGUGAGCCUGGCCCGGUCGCUGUACAGCGACGCGGACGUCUACCUGCUGGACGACCCCCUCUCCGCGGUCGACGCCCACGUGGCCAAGCACAUCUUCGACAACCUGAUCGGGCCGGAAGGGGCGCUGAAGGGCAAGACCCGCCUACUGGUGACGCACGGCGUCAGCUUCCUGCCGCAGGUGGACAACAUCCUGGUGAUGGUGGACGGCCGCGUGACUGAGAUGGGGUCCUACCAGGAGCUGCUGGACCAGAACGGGGCCUUUGCAGAGUUCCUCAGGAACUACGCCAUUGAGGACGUCAUCGAGGAAGAGGCCAUAGAGGACCUGAUUGAUGAUGAGGAGCUGUUCCCCGACGACGCCCUUAGCAACCACACAGACAUGGCGGACAAUGAGCCGGUGGUGAACGAGACCAAGAGGCAGUUCAUCAGGCAGAUCAGCAUCAUCUCCGGGGACUCGGACAACUCCAAGACACGCCGGAGGCACCUGGCCUCGCAGCGGAAGUCCGGGGAGCCCCCGGCGGAGAAGAAACCACGGCAGGCCCCCGGGUCGGAAAAGCUCAUCCACGCGGAGACCUCCGAGACCGGCAGGGUGAAGAUGAAGGUGUUCAUGGACUACGCCAAGGCGGUGGGCUUGGUGCUCUCCGUCAUCAUCUGCCUGCUCUACGGCUGCCAGAACGCCGCCGCCAUCGGCGCCAACGUCUGGCUCAGCGACUGGACCAAGGACGCCAGCGCCAACCAGACCAGGGACGAGGUCAACAUGAGGCUGGGGGUGUACGCCUCGCUGGGCAUUGCCCAAGGUCUCCUUGUCAUGGUCUCCUCCUUCACCCUGGCCGUGGGCAACAUCGGGGCGGCCAAGAAGCUGCACUAUAACCUGCUGAACAACAAGUUUCACACGCCCCAGGCGUUCUUUGACACCACGCCGCUCGGCCGCUUGAUCAACCGCUUCUCCAAGGACAUUUACAUCAUCGACGAGGUGCUGCCCUCCACCGUGCUCAUGUUCCUGGGCACCUUGUUCUCCUCCGUGUCCACCAUGAUCGUCAUCGUCGCCAGCACGCCCAUCUUCGCCGUGGUCAUCGUGCCGCUGGCUUUCGUUUACGUCUUUGUCCAGAGGUUCUACGUGGCCACGUCGCGCCAGCUGAAGCGGCUGGAGUCGGUGAGCCGCUCGCCCAUCUACUCCCACUUCUCGGAGACCAUCACGGGCGCCAGCGUCAUCCGCGCCUACGGCAAGGACAGCGCCUUCGUACGCAUGAGCGACACGCGCGUGGACGACAACCAGAAGAGCUACUACCCCGGCAUCGUGGCCAACAGGUGGCUGGGCGUCCGCAUCGAGUUCAUCGGGAACUGCAUCGUGCUGUUCGCCGCGCUGUUCGCCGUCAUCGGGAAGGAGAAGCUGAACCCGGGCCUGGUGGGCCUCUCGGUGUCCUACGCCCUGCAGGUGACCAUGACGCUCAACUGGAUGGUGCGCAUGACGUCCGACCUGGAGAGCAACAUCGUGGCCGUGGAGCGUGUCAAGGAGUACUCCGAGACCAAGACUGAGGCGCCCUGGGUGGUGGAGGACAAGCGGCCUCCCUCAGAUUGGCCGCCGCAGGGCAACGUGGAGUUCCGGGACUACAGCGUCCGGUACCGCGAGGGUCUGGACCUGGUGCUGAAGAACCUCACGCUGAGCGUCCAGGGCGGCGAGAAGGUGGGGAUCGUGGGCCGGACCGGCGCGGGGAAGUCCUCCAUGACGCUGUGCCUCUUCCGGCUGCUGGAGGCGGCGGGCGGGGAGAUCACCAUCGACGGAGUGAAGAUCUCCGAGAUCGGCCUCCACGACCUACGCUCCAAACUCACCAUCAUCCCCCAGGAACCGGUUCUGUUCUCGGGGACCCUGAGGAUGAACCUUGACCCCUUCGACUCGUACAGCGACGAGGACCUCUGGAAGGCUCUGGAACAUUCCCAUCUCCACAAGUUCGUGACCAACGCGCCGGCCAAGCUGGAGAUGGAGUGUGCUGAGGGGGGCGAGAACCUCAGCGUGGGCCAGAGGCAGCUGGUGUGUCUGGCGCGCGCGCUGCUGAGGAAGACGAGGAUCCUGAUCCUGGACGAGGCCACGGCCGCCAUCGACCUGGAGACGGACGACCUCAUCCAGUCUACCAUCAGGACGCAGUUCGAGGACUGCACUGUGUUCACCAUCGCCCACCGGCUCAACACCAUCAUGGACUACACCAGAGUGCUGGUUCUGGACAAGGGAGAGAUCUCUGAGUUCGACACCCCCAGCCAGCUGCUGUCCCAGAAGGGCGUGUUCUACGCCAUGGCCAAAGACGCAGGCCUGGUGCAGUAGCGCCCCCUGUCUGUCAGCGACAACACAGCGCCGCCUGGAGGGAGCGAGGUGUAGCUCCGUCAGGGACCCCCACGCAGACGGCGGAGCCGCCAUCGCCUCCCGUCUCCCUGGAGAAUAGGUUCAGUCCUGAGGAUCACUGGCGCUGUCAAACCUUCUGGUUUGUGUUUGAUCCAGAGAGACUUCAGGAACGUUCUGACCACAGACCACACGUCGGACAGUGCUGCCUGAGUCGGACGUAAACACACUCUGACCAAAGCUGAGGGCGCUGGUUGGGUCGUGCAUCGCGUCGCUCAUCUGUUGUUUGUGAUUUAAGGAAGCCAUUUAUAAAAGAGGAAAGUAGGUUCUCUGCAUUUUACUGCUUGACACAAGUCUGGAAUUUAGUGCCUUCUGGCUAGGGAGAACAACUUCUGAAUGUAAACGUUUUUUAAAACACUUGUCCAGAGCAUAUAUAUAUAUAUAUAUUGAUGUAUAAAUAUAUAAAUAUAUAUAUGUAUUCUUACACAUGCAAAGGAACAUGUUUUUUUUAUUUUAUUUGUACUCAACAACCUAGCAAUACUGUGCCACUGUCCUUUCCAGAACUUUUUCCAGAGAGGCCGUCGCCUGCUUAAAGGGGCGGCGGCCCAACCUAUUUUUGUACUGUAUUUUUAUUUAAGCUACUCUUAAAGGUUUUCUUUUCUAGGGAAGAUUGUUCGGCUACAUGUGUGAUUUGUUUCUGAGGCACCGCAGUAAAAUGGAAAGGAAAAAAUAACUUGAAUUGUGUGCUACCAAAAUAUGGACGUAUGUUAUUGCCUUUAUUAAAAAUAUACAUAAAUGAUAA